Colletes gigas is the source of this 1209-nucleotide messenger RNA. RefSeq names its product homeobox protein MSX-2 (gene C15). The coding region runs from base 1 to 1209 and encodes 402 amino acids. Gene Ontology annotation, molecular function: RNA polymerase II cis-regulatory region sequence-specific DNA binding; DNA-binding transcription factor activity, RNA polymerase II-specific. Lineage: Eukaryota; Metazoa; Arthropoda; Insecta; Hymenoptera; Colletidae. The record is from RefSeq and is a predicted model, not a curated record. The transcript is spliced from 3 exons. Gene Ontology annotation, cellular component: nucleus. Gene Ontology annotation, biological process: regulation of transcription by RNA polymerase II; animal organ development.
AUGUCGGUUCACGGCGACAGCGACGUGGACGCGACGGAGGAGAUCAACGUGGACGACUCAGACUCCGGAAGCUGCAGUCCGCACAACUAUACCAGCGACAAUCGACGUCUACCGCAGGAGCACUCCGAGUGCUCGAAUUCCCCGCCGCCGAGCCAAACGAGCUCCAGAACGCUGCAGAACGAAUCGCCCAGGAGCCAUCCUUUCAGUAUAAGUCGUCUGUUGGGGGAGAAUCGUUCACAAAAUCCGAAAAGCCCUUCGUCGGAGGAUCUGGACAGCGACAAAGAGAGGAAAUGGUCCUGGGAAGAGGGAAACAAUAACGGUGGCUUGUCGAUGACCUUGGACGACGGCAGAAGGUCCUGGGGUCACGAGAUAGAGGAGAAACUGUCCGAGAAGGACGACGAUGAUACCGGAAGCACGCCGGAAACACAGAUGAAUUCCGCGUCGUCGGUCCAUUGCUCGACUGCCGCGGACCUGUUGGCACCGUUCAGACUUUUUCCGGCCGGAACCGGUCUGAUAUAUACCGGUGGAGGUGUAAUAAGAGUUCCUGCGCAUCGACCACCCGGUGCUAAUGGUGCAACAACGGGUGCAUUGCCGGCACAAGCGUUGAUACCACCGUGGAGUUUACAAGCCCUUCAACACAGUCAGCAGCAGGCAGCGGCGGCCGGUCUUCACAGGGCGAGCUUGCUCGCGAACCUCGCCGCACAUCCGCUUCAGGGACACCCACACCUCAAGGAUAGGCUGGCAGUAGCUGGAGCGUUCCCGAGGAGGAUCGGUCAUCCGUACCAAAACAGGACACCGCCGAAGAGAAAGAAACCGAGGACGAGCUUCACCAGGUUCCAGAUUGCCGAGCUUGAAAAACGUUUUCACAAACAAAAGUAUUUAGCAUCGGCCGAGCGAGCAGCCCUGGCGAAGUCCUUGAAGAUGACGGAUGCCCAAGUGAAAACAUGGUUUCAGAAUAGACGGACAAAAUGGAGGCGGCAAACGGCAGAGGAGAGAGAAGCUGAGAGGCAGGCGGCAAAUCGGUUAAUGUUGUCCCUUCAAGCCGAAGCGCUUGGAAAAGUAGCGUAUCCAACAACGGUACCCAGUCAUCCAGCAGGGACCACUGUUCCCAGUCUGGAUAGGCAGCAACCACCCACUACGCUGACCCACCCCAGUCAGUGGGCCUCGCCGUACGGCCCGCCACAACCCUUGGCCGAGCCAAUUUGCUGA